Molecule: messenger RNA, 5272 nt
Organism: Clupea harengus (Atlantic herring)
Lineage: Eukaryota; Metazoa; Chordata; Actinopteri; Clupeiformes; Clupeidae
Gene: arhgap5
Product: Rho GTPase activating protein 5
Biological process (GO): regulation of cell size; Rho protein signal transduction
Cellular component (GO): cytosol
Molecular function (GO): GTPase activity; GTPase activator activity; GTP binding
Source: RefSeq, a predicted model, not a curated record
GCCUAUUUUUACAGGGGAUACAUCGAUAUUAUAUCGCAAUGGAAUAGCUAAUCUAGCCUACUUUCAUUGGUGGAAAUUGCUGUUAAAGUUUGGAUAGACUAUCGGAUACAUGUUUAUUGAGAGAAAUAUUUAUAACCUGCACAGAAAUGAUGUGAUUACAAUCGCGUAGCAUUCGUCUGUCAUAGGGUGAUACACACAAACAAUGCAACUAAUCCUUCAGAGAGAAAAAAGACAAAUGUUCAAACGUGUUUUCCUCAACGAUAGCGCCGCAGCCAUGAACGCGCGACGCGCCCCCGUACUGAGCCGAAUGGAAAAGUUACUGGGGGGAGAGUGAGUGAGAGCAGGAUCCAUCCUCGUCGCCAUUACCGACUGGAAUGAGAGGGGAGGGAGCCAGUCUCGGAUUACAUGCCACUAAUAUAGUUAAAUUACAAGAUAAAAACACUUUUUAAAGAUUUCUUAGGAACUAACGUUUUUCGUGGUCACAGUAUGCCAAGGAUAAUGUUUUAAAGGCGAAUCCGUGGAAAUAAAAGAAGACACUUGGAAUGAUAUCUCUUUUCCGUAGUGUCGGGAGCUGGGAGCGACCAUGUUAGGCAGGUGAUAAAAGAGGGGGAGAAGCAACUGCCCCACACGACAGGGGAGAGGGAUCUGCCUUUUGACUCAGAGCCAUGGAAACUGCACCUUAGCAGAACAAAUGGAAACACAUCUAUACCCUGCAGGAAAUCUUUGCUGAGACUGUUAAGGCAAUGACAGGGGGAAUAUAAUGGCCAAGAACAAGGAGGCCCGCCCCCCAACCUAUGCUGUGAGCGUAGUUGGGCUGUCAGGGACGGAGAAGGAGAAAGGCAACUGUGGUGUGGGCAAGUCCUGCCUGUGUAACCGAUAUGUGCGCCCCAGCGCGGACGACUACUAUUCAGAGCACACUUCUGUGUUGAGCACAAUUGACUUUGGGGGACGUGUAGUAAACAAUGACCACUUCCUGUAUUGGGGGGAGGUGUUGCACCGAGGCGACGACUGCCUCGAGUGUAAAAUACACAUCAUUGAACAGACGGAGUUCAUUGACGAUCAGACUUUCUUGCCUCACCGCAGCACAAACUUGCAGCCCUACACAAAGCGGGCCGCAUCCUCGAAAUUGCAGUCUGCCGAGAAGUUAAUGUAUAUUUGCACAGACCAGCUGGGCCUGGAGCAGGACUUUGACCAAAAGCAGAUGCCUGAUGGGAAGCUGAGCAUGGAUGGCUUUGUGCUCUGCAUUGAUGUAAGCAAGGGAUGCAAUAGGAAAUUUGAUGACCAGAUGAAAUUUGUCAAUAGUCUUUACUCACACAUGGCGAAGACGAAAAAGCCCAUCAUUAUUGCUGCAACAAAAUGUGACGAGUGUGUAGAGCAAUAUCUGCGGGACCUUCAGUCGUUUGCCGCAAACAAAAAGAAUCUUUUGGUGGUUGAGACCUCCGCUCGGUCGUCUGUGAACGUUGACCUCUGUUUUAACGCUCUGAUUCAGCAGAUGGACAAAACACGGGGGAAACCCAAAAUCAUCCCAUAUUUGGAGGCGUACAAAGUCCAGAGGCAGUCAGUCGCUACAGUGUCAGACAAGUUUGAAAAGCUUAUAGUGUCAACAGUUCGCGAUUAUCAUACUACCUGGAAGGCAGUUACCAACUCGUUGAAAAACCAGCCUGACUAUGAGGAGUACAUCAACUUGGAAGGCUCCAGAAAGGCCAAGAACACAUUUUCCAAGCACAUUGAACAGCUCAAGCAAGAACAUAUCAAGAGGAGGAGAGAGGAUUAUCUCUCUAGCCUGCCAAAAAUUCUUAAUAACCUGCUAAAUAACCUUGAUGAAAUUGAAGGUCUGAGCUGGUCAGAGUCACAGAGUCUCAUGAGAACACGUCCUGAAUUUCAGUACUGGUUUAUUGUGCUGGAGCAUGGCCCCUGGGAUGAGACAGACCACAUAGACAAAACUGACAGGAGGGUGCCUUUUGAUAUCCUCAAAACUGGGGAAUCCGAGAGGAUAUAUCAAAACCAUGUCCAGCAUUUGAUCUCUGAGAGGAGGCGGAUUGAGAUGAAGGAGAGGUUCAAGUGGACCCUGGAGCGGGUGCACUUCAUCAGCCCAGGGCAGCCAUGGGACGAGGUCAUGUGUUUUGUCAUGGAGGAUGAGGCUUACAAGUAUAUCAGUGAAUCUGAUCGCAGAGAUGUUUACAGCCGCCACCAGCAGGAAAUAGUUGAAAGGGCCAAAGAGGAGUUUCAGGAAAUGCUUUUUGAGCACGCAGAGCUAUUUUAUGAUCUGGAUUUAAAUGCCACCCCAAGCUGUGACAAAAUGAGCGAGAUCCACACUGUACUUAACGAGGAACCCAGAUACAGAGCCCUACAAAAACUUGCCCCAGAUAGAGAGUCAUUGUUGCUGAAGCACAUUGGCUUUGUCUAUCACCCCACUAAGGAGACUUGUGGUCAAGGCUGUGUGGAUCUGAAAGUUGAGCAGGUCCUCGCAAACAGACUUGUUCAGCUGGACCACGGCCGCUCCAAUCUCUACUACAGUGCCAACUUUGAUAAGAUUAAUUUGUGUCUCGUGGGAAGGGAUGGGCUCGCUCAAGAGCUGGCAAAUGAAAUCAGAGCGCAGUCAACAGAUGAUGAGUACACUCUAGAUGGUAAGAUCUAUGAGCUAGACCUCAUGCCUGUUGAUGGGAACUCAUUGCUUUUGAGCCAUCCCUGGGCACCAACCUUCAAACCUCAUGGGUGUUUCUGUGUCUUCAGCUCCAUCGAGUCGCUGAAUUUUAUUGGUGACUGUAUUAGCCGAAUCAGGGCAGAGAUUGCACAUAGCCGGAGAGACAGAUCUGCCCAUCCAAUGCCAUUCAUUUUAAUCCUGGCAAAUCAGAGGGACAGUGUUUGCAAAAAUAUGCCCAUCUUGAGGCAUCAGGGCCAACAGCUAGCCAAUAAGCUACAGUGCACCUUCAUAGAUAUACCCUCUGGUACCUUUCCGAGGAAAUUCAACGAGUCCCAGAUUAAACAGGCUCUCAGAAGUGUUCUGGAUGGACUAAAGCACAACUUUGAUGUGAGUCCCAUGCCCUCCAUCAAAGACCUGUCUGAGACCGAUCUGCGGAUCGUCAUGUGUGCCAUGUGUGGAGAUCCAUUCAGUGUGGAUCUCAUCCUUUCGCCUUUCUUGGAUUCACAUUCCUGCAGUGCUGGUCAACCUGGUCAGAGCAACACCUUAAUCCUCGACAAAAUCAUUGGCGACAGUCGCAGGCGAAUACAAGUCACUGUUCUCUCAUACCACUCCUCAAUUGGCAUCCGGAAGGAUGAACUGGUCCAUGGGUACAUUCUCGUCUACUCUGCCAGGCGGAAGGCCUCAAUGGCCAUGCUUAGGGCAUUCUUGGCCGAGGUCCAGGAUGUCAUCCCAGUCCAAAUGGUGGCUAUCACAGAUAGCCAGGCUGACUUUUUUGAGAAUGAUGCCAUCAAAGAGCUGAUGACUGAGGGUGAGCAUAUUGCCACUGAGAUCACAGCAAAGUUCACAGCACUGUACUCCCUGUCCCAGUACCACCGACAGACAGAGGUUUUCACACCAUUUUUCAACGAGGUGCUUGAGAAGAAAACCGGCAUUGAGAGCUCAUUUAUGUUUGACAGCAGCCGGGACGGAACAGGUGCGAGUGAAGACUUCUUUCCCCAAUCGCCCCACAGCCACUCACCUGCCUACAACUACUAUCCUGACUCGGAGGAUGACGCAGAAGGACCCCCGCCUUACAGCCCCAUUGGGGAUGACGUUCAGCUUUUGCCCACUCCCAGCGAACGCACCAAGUGCAGGAUAGACCUAGAGGGGAACGAGUACCCUAUCCACAGCACACCUAUGGGUGACCAUGAGCGCAACCACAAAGUGCCUCCCCCUGUAAGACCCAAGCCUGUCCUUCCCAAGCCCAAUGUCAAGAAGCUCGACCCAAAUCUGCUCAAGACCAUCGAGGCUGGCAUGAGGAACACCCACAGGAGAGGAAUACGAGGCCCCAUUGGCCAUGGCGAUGAUCUUGAAGCGUCUGACAACUACGCUGAACCGGCUGAUACUCUCAAGUCAAAAGGAUUCAAUGAUGACAUCUAUGCUGUGCCAGAGGACGCCCAUAGUCGGAUUGUCAAGAUGCGCAAUUCAUUUGGUGGGCUCCACGUUCUACAUGGAGAAGAAGAGAACGGCUUUGACCGCUUAUCUAAGGCACAGGGCAGCAGGAGGCCCUCCAAGUACAAACAUCGGUCCAAGAUACUCUUCAGCAAGACAAAAGCCUACCAGAGGCGUGUCCAACUAGACAUCAGUGAUGAUGAGUCGGGGCCUUCUCACAGGAAGAGGAAGGGGGGGAGGGGAAAUCGGGGUAGCGAGGAGGACCCCUUGCUCUCCCCAGUGGACCCCUGGAAGGGAGGAAUAGACAACCCGGCCAUCACUUCUGACCCUGAGCAGGAUGACAAGAAGAUGAGGAAGAAGAAGACACAAAAGGCACCGAAGGAACCUAAAAAGACAAAACAGACAAAGCUCGCCAAGCCUCUGUACCCACCAACACGGAGGAACUGGGAAAGCCACUAUUUCGGUGUACCCUUGCAGAAUCUGGUCAUGCCAGAUCGGCCUAUCCCCUUAUUCAUUGACAAAUGUGUGGACUACAUUGAGCGCACUGGUUUGACGACAGAGGGGCUGUAUCGAGUGAGCGGCAACAAAACGGACCAGGACAACAUCCAGAAGCAGUUUGAUCAAGACUACAGUAUAGACCUGUUUGAGAUGGAUGUGGCUGUGAACGCAGUGGCUGGAGCCCUGAAGGCCUUCUUCGCCGACCUGCCUGACCCCCUCAUCCCCUACCACCUACACCCCGAGCUGGUGGAGGCAGCCAAAAUCGUGGACCACAUAGAGCGACUGCUAGUGCUGAAGGAGAUUGUGAGGAAGUUCCCGCAGGUGAACUAUGAAGUGUUCAAAUACGUCAUCACUCACCUGAACAGGGUAAGCCAGCACAGUAAGACCACCCUGAUGACGGCCGACAACCUCUCCAUCUGCUUCUGGCCUACGUUGAUGCGGCCGGACUUCGAGAACAAGGACACGCUCUCCACCACCAAGCUCAACCAGUCUGUCAUCGAGUCCUUCAUCCAGCAGUGCCAGUACUUCUUCUACGGGGGCGAGAUGGUGGAGACGUCCAGCAACGAGGGCACGCCGCCGCCACACGGCCACGGCCUGACGGAGUCGCUGCUCGCCCUGCAGCUCCCGCCGCCUCUCCAGCCUCAGCAGAUCCAGCACCAGCACCAGCUGCAGUCCGACCCCCUCAUGUAGAGAACCCCC